Messenger RNA from Symbiodinium sp. CCMP2592, 954 nucleotides. The record is from the annotation of a GenBank genome assembly. NCBI's taxonomy places the organism in Eukaryota, Dinophyceae, Suessiales, Symbiodiniaceae.
AUGCCAAGCCUUAGCAAUCUCAAGGACUUCGUGUCGGUACCUCCCUGGGAGCUUCGGGAUUGGCUUCUCAUUACCGAGGAGGAGGCUACAGAGCUCUUGUCCCUGGCUUGGGCUGCGACGGCCGCUCCAGCCAUCUCUGCCUGGGACCUGGCUGCUGACAAUGAGGCAGUUGUGCGGCCUCGGCCCUGUCCUUUGCCAUCCCUGAGCCUUGCACUGGGUGCGGGGGGGCUCUCUGCGGCGCUGGUGGAGGUCGCUGGGCCACCCGGUGUCGGCAAGACGCAGUUUUGCCUGCAUGCUGCAGCUUUGAUCGCUGCCUGCGGCCAUGAUGUGUUCUGGAUUGACACGGAACGGACUUUCUCUGCGCAGAGAGUGCAUGAAAUGUUGGAGGUACAGCUCAGUGCUUCAGCUCGACCACAAGAGGCCGCAGCUCAAGCUACGCAAGCAAUGCAACGAAUUAAGCACCGUGCCUGCAGCUCGCUCCAAGAGUUGCAUGACUUUUGCUCGGAGUUGGCCGGGCGAGCUUUGCGGGGCGCUCCUCUACCCGGUCUGCUGGUCAUCGACAGCGUUGCGGCCGUGGCCCGUGUGGAUGGCUCGGGGGACCGACGGGUGCAGAUACCCCGUCGGCAGGCUCUCUUGAGCAGCUUGGCGAGCCAGCUCAAGGUCCUGGUUGCAAGGCCCCGCCAACGGAGGUUGCAGGAGCCACCGGGAGCCAUAUCCCCGGGUGUCGUCGUGACCAACCAAGUCAUGGGAGACCCCUCCGCAGGAAUUAGUCGAGUUACUCUCGGCCACGUUUGGCAUCAUUCCGUCAACUGGCGGCUGGUCCUUAGUCAUUUACCGCCAGGAUCUGCUGGAGGUCCUGGAAGCAAGGAGCAGGCAGAUCCCUUUGGUCGUCGGUACUUGUUUGUCGAGAAGAGCCCGUGCUUCAAAUCAAUGGCCGUCCAGCAACGGCCCUGA